This is a messenger RNA of Glycine soja, 990 nucleotides long. RefSeq lists its product as uncharacterized. NCBI's taxonomy places the organism in Eukaryota, Viridiplantae, Streptophyta, Magnoliopsida, Fabales, Fabaceae. The coding region runs from base 1 to 990 and encodes 329 amino acids. The record is from RefSeq and is a predicted model, not a curated record. The transcript has 4 exons.
AUGGAUUAUGAAAAUGUAGAAUCAUGUGGUGCGAAUGAACCACAUGUUGAUUGUUCGGAUGCGUUCAAGACUUCUCAGGUGUUUGAGUGCCGAGAGGAUGUUUUGCGGUGGGCUCAAUCCGUGGCUCAUGAAAACGGAUUUGUGGCGGUGAUUUUAAGGUCGGACACAAACACAGGAUUGGAAUCUGCUCACUCGUCUUUAAAAAGACUGUUACAAAAUAGCAUUGGAGACUUAUGCAGUGUGUGGGAUGCCAUGAACAAAAUGAUUGCGUUGCAGCACACAGAGAUUAAAGCAUCAUUUGAAACAAGUACACAUGUCGUUGGACAUGUGUUCCAAAAAAGCUUAUACAGGAGGUUGCUUGGAAUGGUUUCAAGGUAUGCUUUAAAUCAAAUUGUUGCUGAAUUAGAGCGUGUUGACUAUGCUGGCAAGAAUCCCUCAAGUUGUGGUUGCGUGGUGAGAACCACGCUUGGUCUUCCUUGUGCUUGCCAAGGGUUAUCUGAGCCCGAGGUGGGCAUCAAGGACGUAAUGGAAACAAUAUACCAAAAAUUCGAAGAACUUGAUGUUUGUGGCAAGUUUACUCUAAGAAGUAAACUUUGGGAAAUUGCACACCCUGAUCAAAAUUCGAUGUGUCCUCCUCCAGCAAAGGUUAACACAAAGGGGGCACCGAAGAAAACUACGAGCAGGAACCCAAGGUCAACAAAGUGCGAUCCAUCUUACUGGGAGUAUGUAGAUGCCUUUAAAUCACAACAAAAUAGCAAUUCGUUGGUGAGGCAUACUGCAUCAUCCUUUGAGCAACCGAAUCGAAGAACGAUGAUGCCCAUGUUGGACCAGUUUCAGCCAUUUAUGCACGACUUCAUUGAUAAGAUUGUUGAUGUCAAAGCUGAUGGUAACUGUGGAUAUCGGUCGGUUGCCAGUUUAUUAGGUAUGGGCCAAGACUCUUGGUCGGUGGUCCGCAACCAUCUGCUUAAAGAACUUGUCAAUUUCUCAUAA